AGUUUUAAAUUGAGUGUUUAGAAAGAAUGUUUAGUUAUCUAGAACGAGUAAAAUGUUUAAAUUAAAAAAUUUCUACGUCAUUUUAAAUAAUAAUAUCAAUUCAAAACUGACAAGGGAAUAUAAAUUAUUAUUAGUAAAACAACAACAGCAGCAGCCAGCAGUUACAUUACACUUUCGAUCUACUGCAGCCGCUGCUGCGUUAAAGAAUGACGUUAAUUCUGAAGCCAACAAAGAAUGGCAAAAUGCCAAACCUUUCCACGAAAUGCCCACUAUGAGUAUUUUUAGUAUGAUUAAAAACUUUUUACCGGGAGGCAAAUAUGCCAAUUUAGAUACCAACAAAAUGAUGGAAGCUUUACACAAAGAUUUGGGUAAUGUGGCCUAUUUACCUGGAUUCUUAGGUCGCAAGGGUAUUGUAAUCACCCAUAAUUUAGACGAUUUUGAAGUGGUUUUACGCAAUGAAGGCAUUUGGCCAGAUAGACCAGGUUCAGAGACUCUACAUUAUCAUCGUCAUGUACAUCGAGCGGAUUUCUUUCAGGGUGUGGAGGGUUUAAUAUCCACGCAAGGUGAGACUUGGGGUACUUUUCGUUCGGCUGUCAAUCCGGUGAUGAUGCAACCCAAAAAUGUUCACCUGUAUUUGCAUAAAAUGUCAGAAGUCAAUAAGGAAUUUAUAGAAAGAAUUCGUCAAAUACGUGACCCAAAAACUCUCGAAGUUUCCGAUACCUUUGAAGAGGAAAUUAACCGUUGGACCUUAGAAUCAGUUUCUGUUGUGGCGCUGGACAAACAACUAGGAUUGAUUACUAAAAAUCGCGAUAACCCCGCAGCCAAAGAACUGUUUCAGGCAUUAAAUGAUUUUUUUAUGUAUUCAUUGGAACUGGAAUUUAAACCAUCACUCUGGAGAUAUUACAAAACUAAAACAUUUAAGAAUUUAAUGAAAACUUUGGACAAAAUUGUCGAUAUAACCAGUUCAUAUGUUAACGAAGCUAUUGAACGUAUCGAGGAAGAUCGUAAAAAGGGAGUGCCGGAAAAGCCAGAAAAUGAAAAAAGUGUUUUGGAAAAACUUAUCAAAAUCGAUAAAAGAAUUGCCAGUGUUAUGGCCAUGGACAUGUUAAUGGCGGGUGUGGAUACGACCACCACCACAUUUACCGGUUUAAUGUUGUGUCUAGCUAAAAAUCCCGAAAAACAGGAGAAAUUACGUCAAGAGAUUUUGAAAAUUCUACCCCAAAAAGAUUCGGAAUUUGAUGAGAAUGCUUUAAAGAAUAUACCAUAUUUGAGAGCCUGCAUUAAAGAGUCGCAACGUAUCUAUCCCUUAGCCCUCGGUAAUGCCCGAGCUCCCGCCAAUGAUGUAGUCAUAAGUGGCUAUAGAGUACCCAAGGGUACCCAAAUAUCUUUGUGUACUGUCUCUAUGAUACGUAAUAGUGAUUAUUAUCCCCAACCAAAUGUAUUUUUACCCGAACGUUGGUUGAGAUCGAAUAAGAAAACCGACAUUAGUUCAGAAUGUCCUCAUAGUCUUAAGCCCAGCAAUCCCUUCAUACAUUUACCAUUUGGUUUUGGGGCUCGUAGUUGUAUUGGCCGUCGUAUUGUCGAAAUGGAACUGGAAUUGGGUAUUGCACGUUUGGUGCGUAAUUAUCAGAUUGAGUUUAAUUAUCCUACAGAGAAUGCUUUUAAGGGUCUGCUGAUAAAUGUUCCAAAUAUACCCUUGAAAUUUAAAUUUACCGAUUUGGAUUAUUGAAAACGAGUGAAGUAUAAUUUUUAUGUGAAAUUGUUAUAUUAGGUUAUGUGAUGUUAUUUUUAGGUUAUGUGAAGUAAAUUAAGUUUGUUUAAAAUAAAAUAUUCAAAUUAAAUAUGAAAUGUUAUUUAUUAAA
This is a messenger RNA of Lucilia sericata (common green bottle fly), 1862 nucleotides long. Its product is annotated as cytochrome P450 CYP12A2-like. The transcript is spliced from 5 exons. The coding region runs from base 53 to 1729 and encodes 558 amino acids. Gene Ontology annotation, molecular function: monooxygenase activity; heme binding; iron ion binding. The record is from RefSeq and is a predicted model, not a curated record. NCBI's taxonomy places the organism in Eukaryota, Metazoa, Arthropoda, Insecta, Diptera, Calliphoridae.